GUGGAACAAGUAUGAGCCACUGACAGCGGUGGAGCAAAAUGAAGAGAUAAACAUUAAACUCUUCAAAAUUCGUAGGAACCGCACAGUUGAGAAUUGAGAUAGUUGCAACUCAGCAUGGCACUUGUUCAACCCUCUGCUUCUCUUUCUAUCUCUUUCCGUGAUGCUUCUGUUUUCACUGCACCAAAGUACCCUGCAACCGCUCGCUUUCCUCAUCCGAAUUUGGUUCCACAUCGACCAUCCUUCGUCGCUGGUUCCCCACUGUUGAUUCGAAGAAAUAAUGGAAGGAAAGCUGCAUGCAAAGCAAUGCCUGUUUCAAUAAGAUGUGAGCAAAGUACCCAGGAAGGGAACAGUUUGGAUGUGUGGCUAGGCCGGGCAGCCAUGGUUGGCUUUGCAGUAGCCAUCACUGUUGAAAUUGCUACUGGGAAAGGACUCCUAGAGAACUUUGGACUCACGAGCCCACUGCCUACAGUUGCCCUCGCAGUAACAGCACUUGUGGGUGUCUUGACAGCAGUUUUUAUCUUCCAGUCAGCCUCAAAGAACUGAUCACGUAUUUAGGCUCCAAGUAUUUGCUGUAAAUUCUGAAGCUCGGAGAUUUCAUUCUUUUUUGUAAUAUUUGUUUUGAUGAAAAGAAUUGGCAUUGAAGCCUGAAAAGUCAAAAGUAACAACGCCUUAAAUCAUAUAUGGCCUCAGCUUUUCCCCUUUGCCUUUAUCCAAUACCAAGCUAAAUACUAUUUUUGCGAGUUAUGUUGUGCUUAUUACAUUAGUUGUGAAUUAAGAAAAGGGUUUUCACUUUA
This is a messenger RNA of Cajanus cajan (pigeon pea), 794 nucleotides long. RefSeq names its product stress enhanced protein 1 (gene SEP1). The record is from RefSeq and is a predicted model, not a curated record. Lineage: Eukaryota; Viridiplantae; Streptophyta; Magnoliopsida; Fabales; Fabaceae.